Messenger RNA from Sipha flava (yellow sugarcane aphid), 618 nucleotides. RefSeq names its product general transcription factor II-I repeat domain-containing protein 2B-like. The record is from RefSeq and is a predicted model, not a curated record. The transcript has a single exon. NCBI's taxonomy places the organism in Eukaryota, Metazoa, Arthropoda, Insecta, Hemiptera, Aphididae. The coding region runs from base 1 to 618 and encodes 205 amino acids.
AUGAUUGGUAAAUAUAAAGGAUUUGUUACUCUUUUUGGCCAAAAUGUGAAACAUGAACUAUUAUCUUUUCAUUGUAUUGUUCAUCAAGAAGCUUUAUGUGUUCAAACAUUUCCAGUUAAAAUUAACCAAGUUAUAUCACUAGUUGUGAAAAUUACUAACAAAAUCAUAGCUUCAGCUCUGAACCAUGGACAGUUUCGUGCAUUACUUGAUGAAGUUAAUGCUCGAUACAAGGAUCUUCUAAUGUUCAGUAAUGUACGUUGGUUAUCGAGAGGGGCUGUUUUGAAGAGCUUUACAGAUUGUUUCGAACCCAUAAAAGAUUAUUUAACGAAUAAAGACAUAAAUUACCCUGAAUUUUACGAUGAUAUGUGGCUACAAAAAUUGUAUUUUUCUGUAGAUUUGACUUCAUUCCUAAAUCACUUAAAUAAAAAGCUUCAAGUUAAGGGAAAUACAGCACAUACGCUACUGGAAACUGUUCUUUCUUUCUUUCAACAACUUCAACUUUUUUCAGAAGAUAUUGACAGCGGAAAUCCUGAUCAUUUUGAAUCUUUAAAAGAGUACACCGAAAGCUCAGGUUAUGUUAUUGAUUUGAAGAUUUUCAAAAAUAUAAAUUCACGUUAA